AAACUCAUCAGACCUCAGGAGCAGAGCCAUGCAGGGCACAUACCGGACCUCCGUUGUCAUCAUUUUUAUCUUCUUGCUGUCAGGUGCAUUUGGGUACAAAAUUGUGGAUGGAAAUGAGACUGCAGUCAACAGCCGUCCCUACAUGGUCUUCUUGCUCAUCCAAAGACCAAAUAAAACUGUUGCGUGUGGAGGGUCCCUCAUUCGCCAGGAUGUUGUCUUGACAGCUGCUCACUGCAAUGGAGACCGUAUUGAGGCAUUUGUUGGAAUUCAUUCGGUGCAACAGGCAGUAAAUGCAAGACAAGGAAUUGCUGUGUUACAAGCCCAUCAUCACUCCCAUCCCAGUUACAAUAAUAGGACCUUGGCAAAUGACAUCAUGCUUCUAAAGCUAAGUCAGAAUGUGGCCAACGCGAGACUGAUCCAAUAUGCACAGAUCAACACUCCCGUGGCAGUUAAUAAUCCAUGUUCUGUGGCAGGCUGGGGUCAAACUGCUAAUUUGUCUCAUCCAAGUGAUGUGUUGAGAGAGGUGCAGGUGACAGUUCAACAAGUCAACGCCCAGACAAUCAACGCAAGAGGCACCGGUAGAAGGGGAGUUUGUAGAGGUGACUCUGGAGGUCCACUGAUAUGCAAUGGAGUGAACAUAGUUGUAGGUGUUGCUUCUUAUAUCCGACCUGGUAAUUGUGAUGACCCUGGACGCAACGAUGUUUACACGAAAGUGUCUGCAUACAGUCAGUGGAUCAACCAAACGAUGGGAACCAUGCUUCGCUAAUUGUUCUCUUCAGAGGAUGCCACUUUAAUUGAUUCUCUGAAAUGACCAAGUAAACCAAGCCAAAGGCAUCUUCUUCAAAUUAUAACACUGCAGCCUUCUAGUAGUCAGCUGACUUAUGAAAUUAAUCCCAUCUUUGUCUUUAUAAUAAUUCUCAUCAGAAAGCAGUUCUCUUACACUUCUGUGUUAUACUCAGAAAAAUUCAAUACUCAUUCCACAUUAACACAUAUCACUCCAAAUGUAUUUUCCCAUGCAGCAGCCAUAACAUAAAUAAGUAUUCAAACCACUGCUCUCCUUCAAUUUCAUUUUGUAUUUAAAGAUGUCCCCCUUACAUCACUUUUCAGAGGUGGCUACUCCCACUUUGCAAACUGUGUUAUCUGUAAAAUACAAAUGUGAUGAAAUUUUCUGAUUAAAAUUUUGUGACAAAUAUUAUUUGUCCCCAUAACAUGUUGUCAUCCUCCUUGGUGCUGCUUUAGUUUGCAGCACUUCUGACUAGAUGAGAGCCACUGUGAGUACACAGGACAAUGGGGAUUUCUGCAUGGGAGUUCAGUACAGAACCAGAAAAAAAGUAUUAAUCUAAAAGGAAUAUAUGUAAAGGUAAACUGAGACCAGUCAGUGCCGCCAAUACAGUCAUGUAUUGUCCUCCUUUGUAUCCUCACAUUGCUUGCUCUUCAUCUGGUGACCUGUUUCUGAUCUUAGAAGUGUGUUUCAUGGGAUUGUGUCAGUCUGAAGCUUAUUUUGCAUUCGUCAUACAUUGCUUUAGCAGCUUAAUUAAAAUCUUUCAUUUUAAAAUUG
Molecule: messenger RNA, 1558 nt
Organism: Polypterus senegalus (gray bichir)
Lineage: Eukaryota; Metazoa; Chordata; Cladistia; Polypteriformes; Polypteridae
Product: cathepsin G-like
Exons: 5
Coding region: 29-766 (245 amino acids)
Biological process (GO): proteolysis
Molecular function (GO): serine-type endopeptidase activity
Source: RefSeq, a predicted model, not a curated record